AUGUCCCAAGAGGCCUCAAAUUCCACUGCUUCCACUGCAAAAGAAGCCCCGACGCAUAGCAUACCCAAGCAAGCCUACACCUCCAUCGAGUAUCCCGGCCCCGUGUCUCAUCCUUCCGCUAUCCUACAGUAUUGUUCUCAGGAGACGAUCAACGAGUGCUUCAAUGCGCCUCCAGCGGUCAGAGCAAGCCUGGAAGUCAGAUUCAGAGGAGACGAAGCGGGUCCGCCAGUAAGAGGGACCAGGUCGCAACGGGCCAAAUUGCUUGUGAAGGUGGUCAGGCGAAGGAAGAAGACAUCAGGCAGUGGUGGAGACAAGCCGGAGGGAGGAGUGUUCAAGUUGGAAACAAUGGGCUCUAUAGGAUCCACUGUGAGAUUUGUUGCGAUGGCUGACCACCACUGGACGCCCGAUCCGGAGGGACCGACAGCGUCCAUCAUCAAAGCUCUCAAGAAUCUCGAUUAUAAUGCUAUCUUGGACUAUAGCUAUACACCAUUGGACGAGAACUACGUUGAACCUAACCCCGACACAUCUGAUCCGGACAUCCCUUUCAGAUCACGACUGGAUCUACAACCCCCUCCCAUAUUCUCUACAAGAGCAGUUCCGAGCACGUUCAACUACAAACUUCCCACAACGGUCGUCGCUCAACAAACGACACACCCCAUCACCGGUGCCCCGAGGACGCGAUACGUCAACACCUCCCGCAAGACUGGCUAUGCUCCCCAAAUCAUGCAACAUGAACAUACUCUUGGUGAUGUUCCUCAGCAACCCAACGAACAGGUCAAACAGGACGCAGAGAAGGGAUUGGACAAGGCGCUUUUGUCGAGACUGAAGGAGCUUUUCGAACAGAGGAAGGUGUGGGGAAGAGAGGCUUUGAUGUCAGAGUUGACGGAAAGAGAAAGAAGAUUGGUAAAAAACAACAAGGCAUAUGUCCCCUCUGUGGCCUACGUGAUCACAACAGGUGUCUACUACAAAUGUCUUGUCAAGUAUGGCUACGAUCCAAGACUUGAUCCUGAAUCGCGCUGCUGGCAAAAGAUGUCAUUCUAUGCGCAUAAGCAAACCAUCAAAAACCCAAUUACCCGGCCCGACGACGACGAGGAAGUGGAUCGGCAAAAGGGUUGGUGGGAUGAUGAGCAAGAGCGGCUCAUAGCGGAUGGUGCACGCCCGCCUCUCGAUCCCUGGAAGGUCCACAUAUUUGAUGGACAAGUACUCAACCGAGAGCGAGCCGACUACCAACUCUGCGACAUCACAGAUCCAUUUAUCUCCAAGUACAUCGAGAACACAGACCACCUGUCCAAGACUUGCUCGGUCAAAUCUGGAUGGUACACCUUCUCCUACUUUACCCUUCUCAAGGGUCUUGUCCGCGCGAAAUACAUGUACCUCUGGGAGAACGGCCAGCCGGCCCCAGACGAAGUGUGCAGACCGGUCCUGGAGGAAUGGGAGAAGGGUCGGCUGGGUUCCACACGAGAUGAAGACGAAGAGGAAGGGAUGGAUGAAGAGGAGACGCUCAAUAUAGGAUCGAUUGAGCCUGGGCGGGAGCCUGAGUUUGAGAGCGAUAGUGAAAGUGACAGUGAAAGUGAUGUGAAUGCGGGAGGUAGGGGAGAGAACGGUGACCGUUCUGAUGAUGCGGAAGAGGAUCAAGGGGACGAAUGA
Molecule: messenger RNA, 1647 nt
Organism: Cryptococcus wingfieldii CBS 7118
Lineage: Eukaryota; Fungi; Basidiomycota; Tremellomycetes; Tremellales; Cryptococcaceae
Exons: 8
Coding region: 1-1647 (548 amino acids)
Biological process (GO): transcription initiation at RNA polymerase III promoter
Cellular component (GO): transcription factor TFIIIC complex
Source: RefSeq, a predicted model, not a curated record